Molecule: messenger RNA, 752 nt
Organism: Musa acuminata AAA Group (dessert banana)
Lineage: Eukaryota; Viridiplantae; Streptophyta; Magnoliopsida; Zingiberales; Musaceae
Product: acidic endochitinase-like
Exons: 1
Coding region: 133-648 (171 amino acids)
Biological process (GO): carbohydrate metabolic process
Cellular component (GO): extracellular region
Molecular function (GO): chitinase activity
Source: RefSeq, a predicted model, not a curated record
UACUCUUUCUAGAGUUAUCCAAGCGCAAUGUGUGUGCAGAAACAGAGGGCCAGCCUCACCCCCGGCACCUAUACAAGGGAGUGCCAUGGCCUUCCUUGUUCAUGACACACCACCCCAAGCUCCUGGUUCUACAUGGCGAUCCGAUCACCAGCGUUGCCGCUGCUACUAGCAGCGUGCCUGCUACUUGCACUCACCGGAAGACUGCGUGCCGAACCAUGCAUCGCGGUCUACUGGGGCCAAAACGGCUACGAGGGAGGCUUACGAGAAGCCUGUGCCACCGGCAACUACAAGUACGUCCUCAUAGCCUUCUUCAACCAGUUCGGCGGCAACCAAGAGCCGCAGCUGAACCUCGCCGGCCAUUGUGACCCCAACACCACCGGCUGCACUUUCCUGAGCAACGACAUCGUCUCGUGCCAGAGGGAUUACAACGUCAAGGUGAUGCUCUCCCUGGGCGGCGCCAUCGGCAACUACCGCCUGGUGUCCAAGGAGGAAGCCAGGGAGGUCGCCCGCUACAUCUACAACAGUUUCUUGGGCGGCUCUUCCUCCAACCGGCCCCUCGGGAACGCCGUGUUGGACGGCGUAGACUUCGACAUCGAGGGAGGGAGCAGAGACCACUGGGAAGACGAGGAAAAUCCUCUAUUCUGUUAGGGAAAUCUUUCCUCCUAAUUCCUAUAAAUAGGAGAGGGAACAUGUUAAUAGAUUCAAGCUAAAGUUUCUCUACUUCAAUAAAGUUUCUUAUAUUCUAUUGUUCU